AUGCCCCGAUUCCUCCAGCCUAAACGGUCGACACAACACCGCGUAGCAGCAAUCGCUCUCUAUCGAGCCUUGCUGUCGCGAUGUUCCUCCGCUCCGCUCCCAGAUGACGACCGAGUCUCGUUGUUCAACGCCAUUCGCAACAAAUUCCGGCGGAACAGGAAGAUACAGAGCCCUUAUCAAUUAGGUCUGAGCUUCAAAGCUGGUUAUGAGACACUCGACCAUCUCGAUGCCUCCGCUAUUGGCAAUACAGCCAGCGCAAGCACUCUGACGCAACUGAUAUCCCAAUUGCCCCGCGGUCUAACACGCGCGCCUCCGAUAAGACGGUACGAAAAGACGACGCCACCAGAUCCUCCCAAAGAACGGCUUGCGUGCCUUCCACCCGAGAGAGCCGUCCUCAACGUGCGACCCUACGCAAAGACCUCUGGACCCCGCCGCGUCCCUAUUCUCGCCUCCGCAAACGGCGUACCCUUCCUGCGCCUCACGAAGCCGCAACCUCCAGCACUAAGUCGCGUCAUCCAACAGCGACUACGGCGCAAGAACGAGCUCUUCGACACGAGGGUCCUCCUGGAAAACUGGUGGCUGCCCAUAUGUCAGCAGGAGGACGUGUGGGACGUACUCAUAACCGCGCAAUCGAGGGAGCGCGAAGAUACUGUGAAAUGGCAAACUGCAGUUCGUGAUUCAUUGAGGGCGAACCAGGAAGCACACCAGGCGGACAUUAGGAAUGAUAUAGUGAUGACGAAGAAGAUGCAGAGGAUCGUGGAUAUGGAGACUGAGCUUGCUCUCAAGGAGGGCCAGACGAUUGUGAGGGGAAGGAAGAGGCAUCCUCUACGAGUUAUCAAGCCGGUAUCAUGA
Alternaria ventricosa is the source of this 852-nucleotide messenger RNA. RefSeq lists its product as uncharacterized. The record is from RefSeq and is a predicted model, not a curated record. The coding region runs from base 1 to 852 and encodes 283 amino acids. The transcript is spliced from 3 exons. Lineage: Eukaryota; Fungi; Ascomycota; Dothideomycetes; Pleosporales; Pleosporaceae.